Drosophila elegans is the source of this 1541-nucleotide messenger RNA. Its product is annotated as putative serine protease K12H4.7. Gene Ontology annotation, molecular function: dipeptidyl-peptidase activity; serine-type exopeptidase activity. The coding region runs from base 47 to 1468 and encodes 473 amino acids. The record is from RefSeq and is a predicted model, not a curated record. Gene Ontology annotation, biological process: proteolysis. The transcript is spliced from 7 exons. Lineage: Eukaryota; Metazoa; Arthropoda; Insecta; Diptera; Drosophilidae.
GCUGUUAAAGGUUGUUCAGUUCCAUUCAAACACUCGACGAUUGACGAUGAAGCUCUGGCUGGGAAUUUCGUUGGCUCUUUUGGCCUUGGCCCAAACCAAUGGAAGUAUAUUUGAAAGGACCUUCAAGCGGAUCCAUGAAGAGCCUCCAUUGCCGGCCAAUCAAAACCGAGCGGAUGUAGUGCAGACCCUCUGGAUCGAACAGAAAUUGGAUCAUUUCGAACCUUCGGAAACGCGAACCUGGCAAAUGCGUUAUAUGCUCAACGAUGCUCUAUACAAGUCUGGUUCACCUCUGUUUAUUUAUCUUGGAGGAGAAUGGGAGAUCUCCUCGGGCAGAAUAACUGGAGGCCACCUUUACGACAUGGCCAAGGAGCACAAUGCUCUUCUGGCCUACACUGAGCACCGCUACUAUGGACAGAGCAAGCCCCUGCCGGAUCUUUCCAAUGAAAACAUUAAGUUCUUGAGUGUAAAUCAGUCCUUGGCUGAUCUUGCUCAUUUCAUCCAUACUAUAAAGGCAAACCAUGAGGGUUUGUCCGAGUCCAAGGUCUUUAUCGUGGGUGGUUCCUACUCCGCCACAAUGGUCACCUGGUUCAAGAAGCUCUAUCCCGAUUUAGUAGUUGGUGGUUGGGCCUCAAGUGCUCCGCUCUUUGCCAAGGUUAACUUUGUGGAGUACAAGGAAGUCACUGGCCAAUCCAUCGAACAGAUGGGUGGCUCCGCCUGCUACAAGCGAAUUGAGAACGGCAUUGCCGAGAUGGAGUCCAUGCUGGCCACCAAACGAGGCGGUGAGGUCAAAGCCAUGCUCAAGCUCUGUGAACCCUUCGAUGUCUAUAGCGAUCUAGACAUCUGGACCUUGUUUAGCGAGAUUUCCGAUAUCUUUGCGGGCGUAGUUCAGACUCAUAAUGCUGGCCAAAUCGAGGGUGUUUGCCAGAAGAUAAUGGCUGGUUCAAAUGAUCUGAAUGGAGUUGCUGACUUUUUGGUGGAUUAUUUCGGCGAGAGUGGUGGCAAAUGUAACGAUCUUAGCUAUGAUGCUAUAAUUGGAGUGCUUCUAGACACCAGUUACAAUGGCAAUAUCAUGCGUCAGUGGAUAUUCCAGACCUGCAAUGAGUAUGGUUGGUAUCAAACCUCGGGCUCCAGAGCUCAACCCUUUGGCACCAAGUUCCCUGUUAUAUACUAUACCACCAUGUGCGCUGAUCUUUAUGGCUCUCAGUAUAGCAACGAGUUCAUUACCAACCAAGUGAGUGUCACCAAUCAAUUCUUUGGUGGAUUGUCUCCCGGUGUGGAAAAUGUUUACUUCAGUCACGGACAAUUGGAUCCCUGGAGGGCAAUGGGAAUUCAAGAUGCCGAACAGGCCACCAUCAUUCCAGAAUAUGCCCAUUGCAAGGACUUCAGUUCAAUUAGCUCUUCUGACACCGCUGAGAUGAAAGCUUCAAAGGAACGCAUUGCUGAGCUUGUUCGCGAGUGGGUUAAAUAAUUGCAUAUAAAAUGAUUAUGAGGGAAAACCCCAGUUUAAAAUUAAGUGGAAUAAACAACAAACAAACCAAAAA